GCUGGCCCAUUUCCUUAUUCUGAUCGCUCGGUAGAGUUACCUGCCUCCCAUCGCCGUAAAUACGACGCGGCCUGCUCUCGCUCUUUCGUCUCCUCCACGCUCUCUCGAUUCAAAUCUCUCCUUUGAAAAUUUCCAGCGACGAAGUUUUCUUCUUUGAUCCGCUGACCGCCUGUUAGCGGUCCGAGGGGGCGUCAGCGGCGGGGGAAGACGAAGGCGGGUGACGACGUGGACGGGGUCAAACUUGGCGACGAGCCGGAAGAAGAAAAAAGGUAUUAGAGAGCAUCAUUUGUGAGAAGCAGCCUAUGGCGAGAAUAAAACCGCAAGCACUGCUAAUGCAGAGCAAAAAGAAGAAGGCCCCGGCACGAAUCAGUCUGACUGCCAUCAUUGCAUGCAACCUUACAGUUUUCUUGGCUGUGUUUUCCUUGUAUGCGACCUAUAAAUAUUGGUACCGAAGGCCAAGUGAUAAAACUGAAUUUUACCCAAAUACCUUCGAGGUAUGUAUGGUUUUCAGCUUGAACAUUACUUCAUUUCAUUUUCUUGUUUCACUUUCCUGCAUUCUUUUUUUUUCUUUUUCUUUGCUGCAGGACACUGAGGCCCUUGGAGAAUUGAAGGAUCUUCCUAGUUAUGCUAUCUUGAACACUGCAAAAGGUUCAGUAACGGCAGAACUGUAUAAGGAUUCUUCUCCUGAAGUUGUGGAUAAGUUUCUUGAUUUGUGUCAAAAAGGACAUUUCAAGGGAAUGCCUUUCCAUCGAGUAAUCAAACACUAUGUAAUUCAAGGAGGUGAUUUCCCUGAACUUGGGGCUGCAGAGGAUUGGACACUGAAAGGAAAAUCCCAUAGUGAACUUGCUAAGAGCUCAAAGCAUGAGGCUUUUAUGCUUGGAACUACAAAGGCAAAAUCAGAGAAUAAAGGUUUUGAGCUCUUUAUCACAACUGCUCCAAUUCCAGACUUAAAUGACAAAAUUGUUGUGUUUGGAAGAGUUAUCAAGGGGGAGGAUGUCGUCCAGGAAAUUGAAGAAGUUGAUACAGAUGAGCACUACCGGCCAAAGUCCCCCAUAGGGAUCAUUGAUAUCAUACUGAAGCAUGAGCCAUGAGCUAUGUGAACAAUUACCAUCUACUUUCGGAUUACUCACUGCUUGAUUCAAGAGUUACCAGGCAGCUCAAAUUUUGUCUUCAUGUGAAAAUGUCCUAGCAAUAAUUGAGUUCCUAAAUUUGAUGAAUGUUGGUUAUUGAUGAGAUAGUCAGAUGUAUUGUUCUAUAAUACAACUAGUUCACAAAGGGAUAUAACCCAAUGCUUUCCUUUUUAGAUUAUACGCUUAGGUUUAACAUAUGCCCCUGGGUUUUAUAUGGAUGAGAAUGAGAUAUGGUGGGAAAAGUAAUUGAAAACAUGUGCAUGUGUCUCAGCUGUAUUUUCCCGUGAUUGUAAAGAUCUUAUCAGCAUAGAUUCAGCAUUUUUCA
This is a messenger RNA of Asparagus officinalis (garden asparagus), 1455 nucleotides long. RefSeq names its product peptidyl-prolyl cis-trans isomerase CYP21-4-like. Lineage: Eukaryota; Viridiplantae; Streptophyta; Magnoliopsida; Asparagales; Asparagaceae. Gene Ontology annotation, molecular function: peptidyl-prolyl cis-trans isomerase activity. Gene Ontology annotation, biological process: protein peptidyl-prolyl isomerization. Bases 303 to 1091 code for a protein of 262 amino acids. The record is from RefSeq and is a predicted model, not a curated record. The transcript has 9 exons.